Anolis sagrei ordinatus is the source of this 2606-nucleotide messenger RNA. The record is from RefSeq and is a predicted model, not a curated record. Lineage: Eukaryota; Metazoa; Chordata; Lepidosauria; Squamata; Anolidae.
ACUGGAAACAUCGCGCUCGUUUAUUCGUUCCGCCUCGCAGCUGUUGCCACUUUGAUGUGGCGGAAGAGAGAGAAACGCCGCGAUUGAAAGGCUGCUUUGAAGAUUGUUUAUGAUAUAUCUUGCAGAUUUAUCGUCAGAGCGUUAUCUCCGCAAGAUUUGUUCAGAUGUGGUUUGCCGUUGCCUUCCUUCGAAAGUGUGUUCGAAGAACCUAAGACAACCCAGUCGAUUCUCAGGCCUUAAGGCCAUCUUGGCCAUUUCCUGGAUAGCAUCGUUUUCUGCUUCGAGGAGAGAAAGAUGGCUUCGGACGAAUCCAGGCCGCUUUUGGGUGAAAUACAACCGCAAACGGACGAGAGGUCCUUGCAGUCGGAGAAUUAUUUAAGCCAGGUCCAGAACCGGGGCCUCUACCUGGCCACCUUUGCCUCCGUUUUGGGGCCGCUGAGCUUUGGCUUCGUCCUGGGCUACAGCUCUCCGGCCAUCCCGAGCUUGAAGCAAAGCGUCCGCCCGGAAUUGCAGCUGGACGCCAGCCAGGAGUCUUGGUUUGGGUCCGUCGUGACGCUGGGUGCCGCCGCCGGAGGGAUCCUGGGGGGUUUCCUGGUGGAGCAGGCAGGCCGGAAGCUGACCCUGAUGCUGUGUGCCGUCCCUUUCGUCUUCGGCUUCGCGGUCAUCCUCUCGGCGCAGAACGCCUGGAUGCUUUACCUGGGACGGGUCCUGACCGGUGUGGCCAGCGGCGUCACUUCAUUGGCUGUGCCGAUCUACAUUUCCGAGAUCGCUCACUCUGGAGUCCGUGGCAUGCUGGGCUCUUGCGUUCAGCUGAUGGUGGUGAUUGGCAUCUUGGGAGCAUAUACGGCUGGCCUGGUGCUGGAGUGGCGCUGGCUGGCGGUGCUAUGCUGCGUCCCGCCCUGCCUCCUGUUGGGGUUCAUGGCCUUCAUGCCCGAGACGCCCCGCUUCCUCCUCCUGCGGCAGAAGCAGGAACACGAAGCCCUGGCCGCCCUGCGCUUCCUGCGGGGGCCUCGGGUGGAGCACCAUCGGGAAUGCCUGGCGCUCCAGGCCCAUGCGGGAGAGCAGGAGGCGCUCACCCUUGCCGAGUUCAAGGACCCGUCCAUCUACAAGCCCUUCUGUAUCGGCAUCUCCAUGAUGUUCUUCCAGCAAGUCUCCGGCAUCAAUGCCAUCAUGUUCUAUGCGGAAACCAUCUUCAAAGAUGCCAACUUCAAGAACAGCGGCGCUGCUUCAGUCAUUGUGGGCUCCAUCCAGGUCUUUUUCACAGCCGUGGCGGCUCUGCUGAUUGAUAAAACAGGGCGCAAAGUCCUUCUGGUUCUAUCAGGGCUCAUCAUGGCUGCCAGCACGGCCACUUUUGGGAUGUAUUCCAAGAUGUUCCUUCCGAUCCCAAACAAUUCCUCCCAGGUGCAUUUGCUGUACUCGCAGCUUAAUCUUGCCGUCACGGAAGGACCGAAUCUCGCCUGGCUGUCCGUCUUGAGCCUGGGACUCUUCAUCGCAGGCUUUGCCUUGGGAUGGGGCCCGAUCCCGUGGCUCCUGAUGUCCGAGAUCUCCCCGCUCCGGGCGCGAGGGGCAGUCAGUGGUGCCUGCGUCUUGACCAACUGGACCAUGGCCUUUCUCGUCACCAAGGAGUUCAGCGACCUCACGGGGGUCCUCACACCAGCAGGCACUUUCUGGCUCUUUUCCACCUUCUGCCUCUUCAGCGUCGUUUUCACCAUCUUCUGGGUCCCCGAAACGAGGGGCAGGAGCCUCGAAGAGAUCGAAGCCGCUUUCCAGAGGUCCCAUUAAGCCCUUUGCAACCCUCCAUCCACCCAGGGAUUUUGUUCAGGUAACGGAGGCAGCUGGAAUAAUCCCGAUUUCCAGGAGACGAAUUACGGGAAAAUGCGGGCAAAGUGGACUUGCAUUGCCCUGGGAUACUGCGUUUGCACAUUACGGCAUCACAGCACAGCAAGGAUGCUGGAUUUUCUGAAAUAACCAUCAAACAGAGGCCUGGCUUGGCCUGGCCUUGUUUGCUUUUAAACUUGACUUUUUUUAACUGUUCCAGGUCCACGGGGCCUUUUCUAACCAAGGGUUCAUGAAUCAAGGCUGUUUUGAAAGGAUUCGAAGAGAGAAAGAAGGAGGCUUAUGAGGAGAAGGAAGGGAAGGAAGGAAAGAAAGAAUGGCAGACAGAAAGGAAGGAAGGUGUAUGAGAGAAAGAAAGAGUUGAAUGAAAGAAGGAAGGAAGGUGUAUGAGAGAAAGAAAGAAAGAAAGAAAGAGAAGGAAGGAAGGUGUAUGAGAGAAAGAAAGAGUUGAAUGAAAGAAAGAAGGAAGUUGUAUGAGAGAAAGAAAGAAAGAGUGGAACGAAAGAGAAGGAAGGAAGGUGUAUGAGAGAAAGAAAGAGUUGAAUGAAAGAAAGAAGGAAGGAAGGUGUAUGAGAGAGAGAAAGAAAGAGUGGAACGAAAGAGAAGGAAGGAAGGUGUGUGAGAAAAAGAAAGAAAGAGUUGAAUGAAAGAAAGAAGGAAGGAAGGUGUAUGAGAGAAAGAAAGGAACGAAAGAGAAGGAAGGAAGGUGUAUGAGAGAAAGAGUUGAAUGAAAGAAAGAAGGAAGGAAGGUGUAUGAGGGAAAGAAAGAG